UCCAGGCUAUAUAUAUCCUCUGCCUGGACCGCUCGAUUCCCAAUCCGUUGCAGCAACUUGACUUUCUUCAUCGCUAACCGGCAGGACACUGAUAACCCACAAAACAUGGAAAGCAAACCAGAUCUGGGUGAGGUCACCAACUUCGACAAGACCAAGCUGAAGAAGACCGAGACUCAGGAGAAAAAUCCUUUACCAUCAAAAGAAACCAUCGAACAGGAGAAGAAGGCGUCUCAGUCCUGAGGAGAGGGACAUCCCACGAUGCACACUGUACAUUCCACGAGCAUUGCCUUCUUUUUCCACUUGUUUUAGCUCUAUAACUUUGUAAAUGAAAACCUAAGUUGCAUUGUGAUUGGACGAACGCAGAUGACUGUGCGUCAGACCCCCCCCCACCCCCCCGCGCCCCCACCUUUCCCGCUCCGUCCCCAUCCCCAUUCCCAUCCCCGUCCCUGUCCCAAUUCCCGCCCCAAUUCCCGUCCCUGAACCAGUUUUGUAUCGGCGAUGACCGUGUGGCAGUCUGUGCAGAACGCCCGUCCUCGUGUCCUCCGAAAAUCUCCGCAUGGCAACAGGGGGAGGAGCUAGGACGGGGCCCUAGCAACGCAGGAACCGUCGUUCCGUACAUACGAACCGAACCUAGCGUAUAGCCUGGCCGCCCACACAAUGCUUUCAGAUCGAACAGCAUUCACUUUUUUUCCCCCUCUUAUUUCAAAUCUUGGAAUGCACAAUAUAUAUUUUUUUUUGAUAUGCAAAAUAAAUUGUUAAACCCUGUAAUGGUAUGUGGUUCUGUGAAUGGAUUAAAAGUUUAUUUUUAUUUUUAUUUUAAACUUUGGCCAAAACUGGAGUGGAACAAAGAGGUCAGGAUGAACACAUGAGAUUUUUUUUUUUUUUUUUUAACCAUUCCUUUUUUUAUAAUGCUUAAUUUGGGAUAGCUUUUUAAAAUGUUUGUUUUUGAUAACAUUUCAAAUAGACGGUUUGUUUGGACUUGUCUCGUUAGAAUUGUCUCAGUGUAAGAAGACAUGGAAAUGGAAAUUAAACCAACGUGGUUUGAAUUUGACUUAAAACAGCCAAUCAAAUUGUUUUCUGAAUUUAAUUGUGAAAACUCAACAAUCAUAUUCUGGAACGCCCUAUUGAGAAAAGUGGAAACCAAAAAUGUUCUAAUAAAAGAUUUUUUUAUUUGCA
Anguilla anguilla (European eel) is the source of this 1176-nucleotide messenger RNA. It is a transcript of the gene tmsb4x, whose product is annotated as thymosin beta 4 X-linked. The transcript has 3 exons. The record is from RefSeq and is a predicted model, not a curated record. Lineage: Eukaryota; Metazoa; Chordata; Actinopteri; Anguilliformes; Anguillidae. Gene Ontology annotation, biological process: actin filament organization; regulation of cell migration. The coding region runs from base 106 to 240 and encodes 44 amino acids. Gene Ontology annotation, cellular component: cytoplasm. Gene Ontology annotation, molecular function: actin monomer binding.